AUGCUUAACGCACCCCAGUGUGCGUCCGCCCUUACCCGCGUAGCUCCGCGCGGCACAAUAAUGCGGCAAUCAUCCCAGUGUGCGUUCGCCCUUACCCGCGUAGCUCCGCGCGGCACAAAAAUGCAGGAAUCAUCCCAGUGUGCGUUCGCCCUUACCCGCGUAGCUCAGCGCGGCAAACGCCAAAGGGCUCUUUCGCGGGCCACGUCUGUGCAUCGUAGAGCGUCGCACAGCGCACCAUGCGACACCGCACCGCAAGCAAUCGGGCAUCUCGAUAGCGUCCGCGAUAGCUUAUCGGGCCCGGUAGAGCGCGAAAGUGUUGUUACACCUCAGCCGAAUUCCGAG
Molecule: messenger RNA, 342 nt
Organism: Iphiclides podalirius (scarce swallowtail)
Lineage: Eukaryota; Metazoa; Arthropoda; Insecta; Lepidoptera; Papilionidae
Source: the annotation of a GenBank genome assembly